AUGGAUCUCAAGAAUUUAUACGAUGAGUUGUUUGACAAACGUAAUUACAAGAAAGUCGUCCCACCUUUCGAGAGUUCAAAAGAGCCCACCAAAAUACAUAUUGCUUUCUUUCUGCAUGGCAUCAACAACCUGGACGAGGUGGAGGGAAAACUAACAACCACUGCUUAUUUGAGGCUAGAAUGGGAAGACGGGUUUUUGAGUUGGAACAAAAGGGAUUUCAAUAAUAUUUCCUAUGUUUACAUGCCUCAGAACGAAGUGUGGAAGCCAGACGUCUCAUUAAACAAUGGAUUCACUAAACUGAAAGAACUCGGCGACGACGUGAUUCUGGUGAUGAUAUUGCACAAUGGAAAAAUUUUGUGGAGACCGUUUGAAGUUUUCGAGACCAAAUGUGAUAUAAACAUUACUAAAUUCCCAUUUGACACACAAAUCUGCAGGAUAGUAUUUCGGAUGUGGACAUCACAACCAAUGGACGCGAGAUUCGCGUUAACAGAACCUGCACUGAAUCUAACCUUUUACAAGGAAAACGGUGAGUGGGACAUCAGCUCAUCCAAAGCGUUGCUAGAAAAUGACAACUUCAUUGUCUUAUUGUCACUAGAACGAAGGCCCGAAUAUUAUUUGCUUACCCUUAUCUGUCCUAUUAUCUUGCUGUCUCUUCUGGACAUUUUCACAUUCGUCAUUCCUGUCGAUAGUGGAGAGAAAAUGGGGUACAGCAUGACCGCGUAUUUAGCCUUUGCCGUUUUCCUUACCAUUGUAAAUUCGUCUUUACCUAUCAACUCCCGCACUACGUCCUACUUGGCUGUUUUUGUAAUAAGCUUGCUGAUUAAAGGAACUGUGAUUGUUAUGGUAACUGCCGCUCAAGUUCGAUUGCAUCAUCGACCAAAGGAAAAGAGUUUGCCUUGGAGCAUGCGAUUUGCUAUCAGAAUCAGUAGGAAGAUAUGUGCAUAUUCUUCGAAACGGGUGAAACCAAAGGAGGGACAUGCAAAAAAGAAAUCUAACAAUGACGUCCUUUCUUCCCCAAACCUCCCAGCAGUGCAAAAAAACUCAUCCAAGCUACCAUUAGAGGAGCUAAGUGUCGAGGAGGGGGACGAAAACGAUAUGUAUACAUGGGCCAACGCGUGUGCUGCUCUGGAUGGUUUCUUUUUCUGUUUCUUCUGUGUCGUUGACAUUAUUUUGGCUAUUGUAUUUUUCGCUGCACUUCAAUGA
Molecule: messenger RNA, 1203 nt
Organism: Ylistrum balloti
Lineage: Eukaryota; Metazoa; Mollusca; Bivalvia; Pectinida; Pectinidae
Product: acetylcholine receptor subunit alpha-like
Exons: 1
Coding region: 1-1203 (400 amino acids)
Biological process (GO): regulation of membrane potential; monoatomic ion transmembrane transport; nervous system process
Cellular component (GO): neuron projection; membrane; synapse
Molecular function (GO): extracellular ligand-gated monoatomic ion channel activity; transmembrane signaling receptor activity; neurotransmitter receptor activity
Source: RefSeq, a predicted model, not a curated record